UCUGUCCCUAAAUGGGCAUUCCAAACUGUUCUCUUCCACUUGGACUCGCUUGCCUUCGCCUACUCAUUUCUCUCUCUCUCUCUAACUUCUCUGCAUUGAAAUCCGCAAUCUUUUCCGAAGCUAUUAAAACCCCAUUUGUACUUUGAUUUCUUUUUUCUCUUUUCUCCUUGAUUUCAGUUCCCGAAUCGUUUUCUUUGACUUAAGAGUCAAUUCAAUUCCUAGUUCUUUUGUCUUGCCAUUCAAAGUUAAAAAAGAUUUUGAGCUUUUUACCCCCUUGUUUCAUGGCUGAAUUAGAAGAUAUUGGAGCUGAUAUUAGUUCCGACAUUGAAGUGGAUGAUUUGAGAUGUCAAAAUAUAGCCGAGAAAGAUGUGAGUGAGGAAGAGAUUGAAGCAGAUGAAUUGGAGAGACGAAUGUGGAAAGAUAGAAUCAAACUCAAAAGGAUUAGGGAAAGACAGAAGAUUGCGGCCCAACAGGCUUUGGAAAAGCAAAAGUUGAAGAAGACCUCUGAUCAGGCUCAGAGGAAGAAAAUGUCCCGAGCUCAAGACGGGAUUCUUAAGUAUAUGUUGAAACUAAUGGAAGUUUGUAAAGCGCGGGGAUUUGUCUAUGGCAUCAUUCCGGAAAAGGGUAAGCCUGUAAGUGGUUCAUCAGAUAACAUAAGAGCUUGGUGGCAAGAAAAGGUGAAAUUUGAUAAGAAUGGGCCAGCUGCCAUAGCUAAGUAUCAGGCAGACUGUUUAGCUAUGAUUGAGGCGGAUAACGGUAGAAAUGGAAACCUGCAGAGCAGUCUCAAAGACCUGCAAGAUGCUACUCUUGGUUCUCUCUUGUCUUCUUUGAUGCAGCACUGUGAUCCUCCUCAGAGGAAGUAUCCUUUAGAAAAGAGAAUUCCUCCACCUUGGUGGCCUACUGGUAACGAGGAUUGGUGGGUAAAACUAGGGCUACAACAGGGUCAAAGUCCUCCUUAUAAGAAGCCACAUGAUCUUAAAAAGAUGUGGAAAGUUGGAGUAUUAACAUCUGUGAUAAAGCACAUGUCACCUGAUACUGCAAAGAUUCGGAGGCAUGUACGCCAGUCGAAAUGUUUACAGGAUAAGAUGACAGCAAAGGAGAGUGCAAUUUGGUUGGGAGUGUUGGCCUGUGAGGAAGCUCUGAUUCGGCAACCUAGCAGUGAUAAUGGAACAUCUGGUGUAACUGAAUUGCCUCGACUUGGAUGUAGUGAUAAGAAACAACCUGCUGUCAGUACUGACAGUGAUUAUGAUGUCGACGGUGUUGAUGAUGGAGUUGUUUCAGUCUCUUCCAAAGAUGAGAGGAGAAAUCAACCUACAGAUGCAGAGCCUGUGGCUUAUAUUACCAACUAUGAUUCCCAUCCAGUACAAAGCAAUGAGCGAGUGGCAAAACAACCUAGGAGGAAGAGACCUCAUUUAAGAUCAAGCCAUGGUCAUCAACAACCUUUGCAGAUCCAUGGUGAUCAACAAUCUGUACCAAGCCAUGGUGAUCAACAACCUACGUCAAACCAUAUUACCAACUAUGAUUCCCAUCCAGUACAAAUCAAUGAGCGAGUGGCAAAACAACCUAGGAGGAAGAGACCUCGUUUAAGAUCAAGCCAUGGUCAUCAACAACCUUUGCCGAUCCAUGGUGAUCAACAAUCUGUACUAAGCCAUGGUGAUCAACAACCAAUGUCAAACCACAGUGAUCAACAAUCUGUACCAAGCUAUGGUGAUCAACAACCUGGACCACGGCAUUAUGAACAUGUAAAUGCCGAGUCAAUAAGCACUUUGCCUGACAUCAACCAAACUGAUUUAUCUUUUAUGGAAUAUCAUAUGCCUGUCACUGAGCAGGAAAAUGAUGCAAGCAAAGAAUUAAGACAUGUGGAGGACGGUUUAGAUGUUCAGCCACAUCUACCUGCGGGUGAAUACUGCCAUUAUCCUGCCACCCCUACUGCCACUGAAAUUUCCACACAUAGACCUAUGCUCUAUACAUUAGAGCAACAUGAGCUGCACCAAGGUGCUGCAUAUGAAUUUUAUAAUCAAUCAGCUGAAUUAAGGCCUGGUCAUGAUAGUCAACAAACUCUGAUGGACAUGAAUGUCCUGCAUGUUAGGCCAGAAAAUGGUGUUGAUGCAUCAGCACUGGGUGGAAAUGGACAUGAAAUUGCUGGGGGAGAAUUGCAUCAUUAUGUGAAAGACCUAUUGCAUAAUGAGCAAGAUAGAGUUGUCCAUAAUUCGUUCAGUUCUCCAACAAGUGAUCCAUCAUUCUUUGGUGGAUUUCACAGCCCCUUUGAACUUCCAUUUGAUGGUACAACUUCACUAGAUGAACUACUUGAUGAUGACUUGAUACAGUACUUUGGUGCUUAGGUUGGAAAAAUUGAGAUGCUAGAAAAAUAGAUUGCAAGUAAAACCUUUUCUCUUCAACUCCUGUUUCAUUUACGAAUGAUUCAUAAACAUUGUUUGGUGUUAGUUUUGCAGGAACUGCAAACUUAUGUAUUCAUCAUUGAUUUGGAUGGAGGAGUUUCUCUUAUUCAUUAGUUUUUCUAGUACAGGUGGUAUAAUUUGAGCAUGCUAUGACUGAGUCAA
Molecule: messenger RNA, 2561 nt
Organism: Gossypium raimondii (Peruvian cotton)
Lineage: Eukaryota; Viridiplantae; Streptophyta; Magnoliopsida; Malvales; Malvaceae
Product: ETHYLENE INSENSITIVE 3-like 3 protein
Exons: 2
Coding region: 282-2342 (686 amino acids)
Cellular component (GO): nucleus
Molecular function (GO): DNA binding; DNA-binding transcription factor activity
Source: RefSeq, a predicted model, not a curated record